Miscanthus lutarioriparius is the source of this 501-nucleotide messenger RNA. The record is from the annotation of a GenBank genome assembly. Lineage: Eukaryota; Viridiplantae; Streptophyta; Magnoliopsida; Poales; Poaceae.
AUGGAUGCACAGCUGCACUACUCCAGGCGACUCCUGCUACAGCUGCAGGGGCCGGCCGCGUGCCCAUCACCCGGCGCCGUUCCGGACGCUCGGCCGGUCCCGGCAGCGGCAGGCGAGCUCAACUCCGACGCGAUCCUCACCCUCGCGCUCCUCACGUGCGGCCUCGUCGCGGCGCUCACGUUCCGCGUCGUGCUCCAGUGCGCGCUCCGCGUCACGCGCGGCGCGUGCUGCGGCGGAGCCGACGACGACGACGACCCCGAGGAGCAGGAGCAGGACCAGCAGCACGCGGGCGGAGGCGCGGGGCUGGCGCAGCUGCAGGCCGCCGCGGCGGCUCCCGCCGGCGCUGGUGCAGGCGCUGCCGUGCCUGGCGUUCUCGGCGGGGCUGGAGAUGGCCGGGUCGUCGCGGUCGGAGUGCGCCAUCUGCCUCACCAAGUUCGCCCGCGGGGAGACGGUGCGCGUGCUGCCGCGCUGCAACCACGGCUUCCACGCGCGCUGCAUUGA